This is a messenger RNA of Dichomitus squalens LYAD-421 SS1, 1128 nucleotides long. RefSeq lists its product as uncharacterized. The coding region runs from base 1 to 1128 and encodes 375 amino acids. The record is from RefSeq and is a predicted model, not a curated record. Lineage: Eukaryota; Fungi; Basidiomycota; Agaricomycetes; Polyporales; Polyporaceae. The transcript has a single exon.
AUGCGGCUCUAUACUCUAGUCUGUCUCUCUGGUUUGGCUCACGCGUCUCUGACUCUUGGCCCCGGAAGCCAAGCGUUCCAGCAUUUAGAUCAGAACUUGGCAGGAGAAGGACGCGCCCUAGACGGUUUGGGCUUACUGAACGGGUUUGGAGGCGACACUCGUGAACACCCUUCGGCAUCCAUAACUUUGCCCUUCGUCCCUACUCUGGCAUUCCCCACAUCUUCAGAUGCAGCAGACGACAAGAAGAAGACAAAGACCUCAGAUUCUACCACUACCUCAACAGGCACUUCCUCCAUCAUAGGGACGCCUUCCCCUCUCACCCCCACCGCCCCGUCUUCCCUCAGCGGAUCGCCAAUUACUUCGCACGCACCCUCAGCAUCCCCAAACAUAACCUCAGCCCCGGUGCCGCCCAACAAUUCCACCGCGUCCUCGGGCACGAGCGAAUGGAAGAUCAUCGGCGUCGCCGUCAUUGCCUUCAGCGUGGUCGCCGCCAUCCUCCUCUUGUCCGUGUUCUUCGACCACUGGUGGCGCUUCGUGCGCGACAUCGUCUGGCGCAAGCGCAAGAAGGUCAGCGACGAGGAGCUCGUGCCCGACUGGGAGAAGGCCGAGUGGGAGCUGCGCCUCGCCAGGGACCCGGAGCUCGCCCGGUACCCGUCUUUUGCGUCGUUCCCUUCGUCUCUACCUUCGGUUCCGAUUGUUCAGCAUGCUGCUCAGGGCCAGACAUCCCACACCCAGGCACCAGUGUCAAGUCCGAUGCCGCCUCAGAGUGCGCUAGGACGGAGUGCGUCGAGGAGGGAGGCGCAGACAAAGGCCCUGGAGAGAGGAGUUGGCGACCAGCAGGAGCAGAGGUUGGCUAGGCGCAUGUCGGUCUCCAGACAACAUCAACACCCUGCCUCGAGCGCUGGCAUCGCUGGGGUCGGAACUGGACUCGGGCUAGGACGCGUGGACAGCGUGAAGAAGGAUGCAAGGGCGCACUCGACUCCGCAGAAGGCGGAUGCCGGAAGGACGUCUCCUAGGCGGAAGUCAACUCAGCCUGGACGCGCGGGAGCGGUCAAGGAAGAAGACCCUUUCGCCGACGUGCAUUCGCCUACGUUGAUGCCUGAGGACGUUUAUGGCGGCAUCGAGUGA